Molecule: messenger RNA, 5034 nt
Organism: Anopheles arabiensis
Lineage: Eukaryota; Metazoa; Arthropoda; Insecta; Diptera; Culicidae
Product: nyctalopin-like
Exons: 8
Coding region: 1504-3690 (728 amino acids)
Molecular function (GO): protein binding
Source: RefSeq, a predicted model, not a curated record
CGUCCCGUUUUCAGUUGAUUUUCUGCCUCGGUGCGAAGUACGCGCGUGUGUCUGGUGCCGGUGUUAGCGCGCGCGAGCGUUUUCGAAGUUUCGGUUCGCGUACGUAGCGGAAAUGUUGCUCGCGUAAUGUUGUUGGUCGCGUGUUGUUGCUCGAAUCGGGCUGUGCGGCAAUUUUUGUAACUAAAAGCACACAAAGAAGAGUUUUACAGUGAUAGUGAGCUAAUAAAAAAAACAACAACCAAAAGAAAAAAAGCAAAACAAAAAAAGGAAAAGAUCAAACGAAGAAAGUUGCUCGCGUGAAGUGAUGCGCAUCGGUUGUGCUUUAACGAGCGUGUUUGUGUGUGUGUGUGUGUGUGUGGGGCGCGAUAUGUUGUUUCUUGUUUUACGACUGGUGAUGCUCAUCCCAUAAACGACCCAUCUGCACAGCGCGAGAUAAGCAGCGCGCCCGCGGUGACCCUGCGAAGUGGUCAGGCAGGCAAGCAAACACUCCUUCUUUCGUUCUCUCUCUUUCCGUCUGCUUCAACCAUCGUCUAAUGACGAUGACACAUUAUUCAUCGGCAGCAUCCACCAGCGGGCAACAGCAACAAACGGUUGCCUUCUAGUAGGCCGUGCCCGUUGCCGGAUGGAAAUUAAACGUUUCCAUGUGAUAGAAGAACACUUCACUCGCAUGGUUGUGUGUGUGUUACGUUCUUCCGGCUCGGUGUCGAAGAAAGAGAGUCAAAGCGAGCGAUUAAACCCAUCGGCAAAGGCACAGUGAGAUUCUGUUUGAAGUGCAAAAGUGUCUACUGCUAGAGCUGUGAUCUGAAGCGAAGGAUCUAUUUUAAAGGACGUGUAACUUUUCGAUUACCUCGGCGAGCUCGAUGCGCUCGGUGAAAGGUGCAAAACAAAUAAGUGGAAGCCUGUGGACGAGGAGGUGGUUUAAUAAUAAUAAAAAAUAAAAUUAAAAAAAAAACUCCAAGCAAUAAGUAACUCGAAGCAGUUCGCUGCACAAAAGUGUCCGGUGGUGAAGAGAGAUAGAGAGAGAGACAAAAAAAAAGAGCCCGGGAGGAAAACUUUGACGACGCGAGUGUAAAUUUUGGUGAAUAAUGAGUGCGCAACCGGCGGCACUAAAUGCUUCUAAGCAGUGCCACCACGUUCGGUAAUAAAUAAAUUACGCUGCUGCUGCUGCUGCUGCAGGCUGUAAACUGGUUGCCGACAAAAAACCCCCAUACUGCCCCCAUAAGAACGGCACGACGGAAGGCGAAGCAAUCGAAGCGCGUGAUCAAGCUCCACCCUCUACACUUGCGCUAAUGUCGCGUGGGUUACGUUAAGAUGUGCAUCAAACGAGCGUGAGUGCCGACACCUUCGAAGCAUGACUGCAACCUAAAAACCACCGUGAAGAAGGAAAACUAACUCACACUACAACAAAACCAGCCGUACGAUCGUCCAACUCGUCAUCGUCUCUGGAGGCAGAGAAAGAGCGAGAUUUGAGGCGUUACAAGAAAACGCAACCACCCCCAAGAGAUGAUGGCGGACUUAAGUGGCUUUGUGGCUAAUUCCCACUACCUUGAGCGGACAAUCCACCACGUCACGCUAGUGCUGCUCCUAUCACUCACCCUCCUGCCCACCGCGAGCAGCUUCUGUCCGUCGCUGUGUACCUGCGAGAGUGAUCGCAAUCUGCGCACGUCCUGCAUUAACGCGUCGCUCGAGGUGGUACCGAUCCAGCUCAACCCGGACGUGCGGUACCUCAACCUGACCGCCAACCAGAUCACCAACGUACACUUCACGCUCGCCUUCUACUAUCAGCUCGAGUCGCUCGACCUCUCGCACAAUCGGCUCGAUACGCUCGGCUCGAAAAACUUCGAAUCGCAGGAAAAGCUGCUCGCCCUCAACCUCACCCACAAUGUGCUGCCGGCGCUGCUGAAGGACAGCUUCCGGGGGUUGCGCCGGCUCGAGCUGCUCCGGCUCGGCGACAACCAGCUGGAGCAGGUCCAUCCAACAGCGUUUCAGUCGCUGGUGUCGCUGCGCCGGCUCGAGCUGCCCAACAACCGGCUGGUAAGCUUCGAGGAGGGUGUGCUGCGGCCGCUGGUUUCGCUCGACACGCUACUGCUGGACAACAAUCAGCUGCUGGAGGUACCGUACGGGGGCAAUCUGGAGUACCUGCGGUCGUUACGCCAUCUCGACCUGUCCGGCAAUCUGAUCGAGUUCGUCGCGAACGACAGCUUCGGUACGCUGCACCAGCUGCACACGCUCCGGCUGGCCGGCAACGUGCUGAUGGAGCUAGACUGGAGCGGUUUCAGCGGUUUGAGCGCGCUCCAGCUGCUCGACCUGGCUGACAACAAUCUAACGACCAUCCCGACGGUGCAGCUGGCGAAGCUGUACAACCUGACCACGCUGACGCUGAGCGGCAACUCGUUCGUGGAGCUGCCGCCGGUUGCCUUCCAAAAUCUGUUCCAGCUGCGUGAGCUGCAUCUGGACCGGCUGGAUCGAUUGGAGCACAUCGAUACGAGAGCCUUCAUCGACAACACACACCUGCAGGUGCUGACACUCGACGACAAUCCCUCCUUUUCGACCCUCCCAGUACGGCUUUUCCACGGCAACCCGCACCUCAUCGACAUUUCCAUGCGACGGAACGCACUGCUCACACUGGAUGCCGUGCAGUUCCCGCUCGAUCGGCUGCAGCGCCUGAAGCUGGCGGGCAAUCCGCUCGUGUGCAACUGCACCAUCCGCUGGCUGUGGCGGCUCGUCACCGGCACGCUCGACGACGACGACGGGGACGAUCCGGACGGUGUGGCUUUCCUCGGCAAAGCGCUGGCCGAUCACACCAACAUCACGACCGUGCUGCUGAUCGACAAGGACGAGAUUGGGUGCGAUCUGAACGAGGACGGGCUGGUAACGCGUCGCAUUCUGCGCAACAUGUCCGAAAGCGACAUCAACUGCCCGGCCCAUCUAGUAACCGUGCUGAGCGUGCUGCUCAGCCUGCUGCUGCUAGCGCUCGGUGCUGGCGCAGCAAUCGUCUAUCGGCGCAAAACUCGCGAGCGCAAAAAGAUUCUCCAGGAGCGCAAGAACGUGCACGAGCGCAUCGUGCCGCAGAAGGUGGAUAAGCUCGAGCUGGAGCGCUAUCUGGCGCAGCAGGUGCUCUCGAACGAUUAUCGCGAGCUGCGGCCGGCCUGUGAUCUGCCGGUACGGUACGACCUGAAGUAUCCGGACCAGACGGCCCACCAGCUUGCCGUGGCGCCCGACGUGGAUCCCGACUCGGACCAUUACGAGAACAUAGACUACCUCCAGCAUCAGCGUGCCCUGGGCAGCUCGACCGCCUCGAACGCUACCACCCAGUCGAUCAUUACCAAUCCCUUCCAUCAGCAGCCACCGAGCCAGUACCACUUUCUGGCCCAGGGGCAACACCCGACGGCUUAUCAGACGCACCAGCCACAUCACCACCACCAUCACACUCACCACCCGACUCAUCAUCAUCCGCAUCCGCAUCAUCAGCAGCAGCAGCAAACGGCGGCAGCACCAGCGAUGACGAUGCAGCAUCCGCACAAGUACGCCCACCAUCAGCAUCACCAGCACGCCGGGACGGACGGUGCUGCCAACAACAGCAACACCCUGCCAGUGCCUCCCGGGCAGCGCAGCCUUAACAACUACUCACCGAACUUCUUCAUCUACGUCCUCUACUCGCACUUCAUACUGCUGCUGCUGAUGUUAUGAUGAGGUGCAGGGCAUAGCGCUGCAGGGUGUAUGGUGCGAUAGGGCAGGCGCGUCGCGCGACGCCGCUCCUCUCGUGGCUGGCUGUCAAUGAAGCAAUUCAAUCAAACUCUCAAAACAAUCGAUCGAAACCGGUGCUGAAUGUGUGUUUAUGUACAUAAUGUGAGAACAACUCGAUACAUUUUUGCUUUCAUUUUCCUGUUUUGUUUGAGAUUUUCCCAAGUUGACGUCGCUGCAUGUUACUCGGCAGGCACGGCAAGGCUAGUAAGACAUAACAGCAAACUGCAAAUGUAAAUUACUGAAAACCCCAUGGCAAAACUCGUACUAGACUAAUGUUAACAAACUCCGUACGUAAGGUUAAGGUGAAUUGUUUUAGUUUUUUUUCUUCGCUGCAAAAAAUCGUUCAAAUGCGCCAUAUUAGAUUAAGAUAUUUUGUUUUUAUUAACACGCAAUUGUACUGUAGGAUGGGUAAAAAAGGUCUUUAGAAAAGUCUUUUAUUGAUUGCAACUGUUGAUAUGUUGGCUGCUAAUCGUGUUGUGAAUUGCAUUAUAUGAUCCGAUUUUUACUUCUUAAUUUAUCCUUACCUUCUAACCUACUCUACACUCUUGUGUCUUUACUCUUAAGGACCUUUUGUUUACUUCCAACUGUUUAUGUUGUGCUUUAUCUGCUAAGCGUUCCUCUGUGCUUCCUGUUUGACCCUACACUAACAACUUUUUAGCAAACCUUUCUGCAAAAUUAAUACCUUUGUACAGUAGAUAGAGAUAAUUUAUAUUUUUACAAAUAACAAUUACGAAAAAAAACACGAAAAUUCAUUCAAAAGGAGAAACCAGACACUAACACUAACUCACAACAUGUACAUCGUGGAAAAAGAGGCAUAAAUUUGAUAAUUGAAUGAAACAAGAAAUGAGUAAAAGGGAUGUUAAAACAAUGUAAACAAAAAGCGAUAAUCUAAUAAGAGUGAACUAAACAAUGGAUAGCGCAAAAGAGAGUUCCAUUGAAGUGUAAAAAAUCAUUCUUUAGUUGUCUCCAGCAGUAUAAGCAACCCCCAUUAUAUAAGCCUGUUUAGCGGAACAUUUUUUUGUACGAAAACAAAACAUGUGAAAAUUAAAAGCAAUCAUGGAAAAAAAGAUAAAGGUUAGCAAAAGAUAAAACAUUUGAUAAAAAAGGCGGAAACUAAUUGAACAAGACAAAAACGCGUAAGAAAUGUGUAAUACUAUUGAUAAUAUUACGAAUAUGUUAAACUGAGUUGUUAUAAGACUGAGCUAGUUGGAGAAAGGUAAAUAAAAAAAAGCAAACAUAAAAAAGGCUACUGAAGAGAAAAUAAAUUUGACUACUGAAAAAUGCGAA